AUGCCAACUGCCCUACGGGCAGAUUGGAAACCCGCCCGAGUGAAACGUCGGCCAGGUGAUGAAAGUGGAGCGGCUAAAAAACAGAGGACAGAUAUGAGUGAAAAGAUGGACGUGGACAACGUUCAACAACAACAAUAUCAACAUACAGUUGGUGUGUCAGAACAAGAGAAAAUAUUAAUAAAUUUAUCUCGUAAAAUCAAACUCAAUCAUUUGGCAUGUGCAGUGAAAUUAUCAGAUAUUUUACCAAAUGAAUUAGAUAAAAAAUUGUAUCAUAUUGUGCAAAUAUUGAAUAUGAAUUUUAACACUGAUUAUCAAGUAACAAAAGUUAGUUCUGCCAUUGAUUUUGUGUGUCGGCGUCAAGAUUAUAAAGAUUUAUUUUUGUAUUCAAAUGUUGAUAAAAUGAUAAAAAAAUAUCACUCAGCACCACAUAUUGUCACUACACAAGUAUGUAUGAUAAAUUUAGAACCCUAUACAAAUAAAUGUGGACAUGAAUUGAAAACUGAACUUCAUGCAAAGGCAAAACUAUUAUAUAAAUUAGAGUCGGUUGAAAAAUGCACAAUAUCGACAGCUUUGUAUUUGAGACGUCACGUUUUAGUUUUGAAUUGGAAGCUGUGA
This is a messenger RNA of Didymodactylos carnosus, 615 nucleotides long. Lineage: Eukaryota; Metazoa; Rotifera; Eurotatoria; Philodinida; Philodinidae. The record is from the annotation of a GenBank genome assembly.